Molecule: messenger RNA, 1166 nt
Organism: Rhagoletis zephyria (snowberry fruit fly)
Lineage: Eukaryota; Metazoa; Arthropoda; Insecta; Diptera; Tephritidae
Product: kelch-like protein 5
Molecular function (GO): protein binding
Source: RefSeq, a predicted model, not a curated record
AUGCAGGACUGUAAAUGCACAAUUUUCCAAUAUGACGAAACUGAAGAUGAAUGGCAAAAAUACGCUGAAGUAGAACAUAAUGCAGAAGCACGCGGCAUAGUUCUUAUGGAAGACAAUAUUAUUUACAUUGGCGGUUACCAAAAUGGCAAAGCAAUUAACGGUGUUAAAAGCUGGAGCUUAAAAACGAAAACGUGGAGGACGUUGCCUUCAAUGAUUCAGUCAAGAUAUUGGCCAAGUGUUGUACUAUUAAAUGGAAAUGUAUACGCAAUUGGUGGACGUAGCUCAGAUGGAGAAUGUACAAAGUCUGUGGAAAAGUAUUCACCCGGUAGCGAAUGGGAAUUAGUUAGCAGUAUGAUUACGCCACGAAGUGAAGCUGGUGCCGUGGCUUUGAAUGGCAAAAUUUUUGUUAUGGGAGGCUUUAAUGGAAACCGUUUAAAAUCCGUUGAAUGUUACGACCCAUCUUCGAAUACUUGGACACAGUGCGAGGAUAUGAAUGAAGCUCAUAAUUGGCCUGGGGUAAGUACAGAAAGGAAAAAUCAAAGUAUACAAAUGUAUUUACGUAUUUACGUACAAGUACAGGGUGGGCCAAAUAAGACCUACCAUCAAUAGUUCAUAGGUCCAUAGUUUGCCUAGCAGUGUGCGCAGUCGCUCCAUCUUGUUGGAACUACAAAUUAGGAUGCUGCUCUGCCGUUGGCCGCAACAAGUUGUCAAUCAUUGUUCUGUAAGAAGCCCCAGAAAUCGUUUCUGGCGUUUCGCACCAAACAGUGCAACUGGAUUGGUGUAACUGGUGCUGGUGUGUUGCCCUUGGAUUUUCAGAGCCCCACAAUCUACAGCAUUUCUUGGAAAUGCGCUUCAUCCGACAUCAAAACAUUACCUAAAAAAUCAAUUUGUGUGGCUAAUUGUGUAAAAUGAAUAGCGUAUUGUAGUCGUUGUUGGUGGUCCUGCUGUAAGUAUCCAUUAUGAUUUUGCAAGAGAUUAACUAUAACAUGCAGAAAGAAAAUAACAAUAAUAUUAAAAAAUAAAGAAGUUAAACGUGUUUAACAUUGGUAGGUAUUAUUUGGCCCACCCUGUACAUGCACAUGUAUAUGAAAAUAAACGAUCCCACCCGACCCAGAAACUUAUGUUAGCCGAUUUUACGAGUUUACGAUAGUUUCUCAUAUCCUCAA